AUGGAGGAGCAGUACAUUUCCAAACUCCACCCAGUAGUGGAUUAUGGAGCUGGGGUCUUUCUUCUCAUCAUAGCCAUCCUGACAAUCCUUGGGAAUUCAGCUGUCCUUGCCACGGCUGUGAGACGCUCGUCCCUGCUGAAGCCACCCGAGCUGCUCACAGUGAACCUGGCGGUGGCAGACACUGGCAUGGCCCUCAGCAUGUACCCCCUGGCCAUUGCAUCUGCCUGGAACCAUGCCUGGCUGGGGGGAGACACCUCCUGUGUCUACUAUGCCCUGAUGGGUUUCCUCUUUGGGGUCUGCAGCAUGAUGACCCUGUGUGCCAUGGCCGUGAUUCGAUUCCUCGUCACCAACUCAUCCAAAUCCAACAGUAGCAAAAUCACCAAGAGCACUGUCUGCAUCCUGAUUGCUUUUAUCUGGCUCUACUCCUUGCUCUGGGCCAUCCUGCCCUUGGUGGGCUGGGGCUACUACGGCCCUGAGCCCUUUGGCAUCUCCUGUACCAUAGCCUGGAGCAAAUUCCACAACUCCUCCAAUGGUUUCUCCUUCAUCCUGAGCAUGUUCCUCCUGUGCACGGUGCUGCCUGCGCUGACCAUCGUUGCCUGUUACCUGGGGAUUGCCUGGAAGGUUCAUAAAGCAUACCAAGAGAUCCAGAAUAUUGACAGGAUCCCCAAUGCAGCCAAACUGGAGAAAAAGCUGACCCUGAUGGCUGUGCUGAUCUCAGUGGGAUUCCUGAGCUCCUGGACUCCCUAUGCAGCCACCAGUUUCUGGUCCAUCUUUAACUCCAGCGACUCCCUGCAGCCCGUGGUGACGCUGCUGCCCUGCCUGUUUGCCAAGUCCUCCACGGCCUACAACCCUUUCAUCUACUACAUCUUCAGCAAGACCUUCCGCUGCGAGGUGAGGAAGCUGCAGUGCUGCUGUGCCUGGAGGGUUCCCUACUUCAGCUCUGACAACUCCAUGGAGAACCCCGUGUCCACCAUGUGGAGCGGGAGGGACAACGUCCGUCUGUCUGCGGCGCCGAGGGUGCAGAACCUGGGAGCUGCAGCUCCCUGAAGAGCGGCCGUGGGGUCAGCCUGGCCUCACUCCCAGGGAUGCAGCCAAUGAGGUUGUCACUGCCUAUCUCAUGUCAAUACAGAGGUUUAAGUAUAUAUUUUUAAUCUCAA
Messenger RNA from Agelaius phoeniceus (red-winged blackbird), 1157 nucleotides. RefSeq names its product opsin-5-like. NCBI's taxonomy places the organism in Eukaryota, Metazoa, Chordata, Aves, Passeriformes, Icteridae. Gene Ontology annotation, molecular function: G protein-coupled receptor activity. The record is from RefSeq and is a predicted model, not a curated record. Gene Ontology annotation, biological process: G protein-coupled receptor signaling pathway. Gene Ontology annotation, cellular component: membrane.